Molecule: messenger RNA, 780 nt
Organism: Closterium sp. Naga37s-1
Lineage: Eukaryota; Viridiplantae; Streptophyta; Zygnematophyceae; Desmidiales; Closteriaceae
Source: the annotation of a GenBank genome assembly
AUGAUACCCACUAAGCUCCUCUCCGUCCUCGUCUGCGCGUUCCUCGUCGCCCAGGUUCUACCAUGUCUGGCUUUCCAAGAUAGCGUCGCAACCGCCGCACAGCGUCGCACACUCCCGCAGCGACGGUUCCUCGACGACGGCGACGACCCGUACGCCGACCUCUACGACUACAAGGACUUUCCCACCGACGACGCGCCCGACGACGGUUCCGCUCUGGUCAUCAAGGGCAUUACAGACGAGAACCCUGAUGGCAAUACCGACACCGACGUGAGCGACAGCCGCGCCAACGGUCUUCUUCCGCUCGGCACGCACGGCGGCCGGGUGCCGUACCCGACGAAAGACCCGUCCCCGCCGACGACGAGCGACAACGACACGGACGCGAGCCGCGGCGUGGAAGGCAUUCAAGGGGGGGGUGGCGUGUGGUGGCGCAACAACUCUGGAAAUGGCACCGCCGCGCCGCCUUCCUCGGCCGGCGAGAACCAGCAGAAGCAGGAGCAGGGGACGUCUGGCAGCAGCAGCCCCCCUAGCGGCAGCAGCAGCAGCAGCAGCAGCGGCAGCAGCGGGUUCAGCAUCAACGGCCUUCCCGAGGGAGCGUCGAUCGCGAUCGUCGUGGCGUGCUGUCUGGGCGGCAUCCUGCUCAUCCUCGGGUCGCUCCUCGUGUGGCGCAUGUGUCUCAUCGGGCGCGUCGUGCCGUCCGGCGCCCAGCACAAGGGCAAGGCUGUGAUGAUAGAGGACGAGGAGGAAGGCCCCGGCUCGCCGUCGUCUAUCCGAACAGCCUGA